Melopsittacus undulatus (budgerigar) is the source of this 1120-nucleotide messenger RNA. It is a transcript of the gene TNFSF4, whose product is annotated as TNF superfamily member 4. Lineage: Eukaryota; Metazoa; Chordata; Aves; Psittaciformes; Psittaculidae. The record is from RefSeq and is a predicted model, not a curated record. The transcript is spliced from 3 exons. Gene Ontology annotation, molecular function: cytokine activity; tumor necrosis factor receptor superfamily binding. The coding region runs from base 91 to 714 and encodes 207 amino acids. Gene Ontology annotation, biological process: inflammatory response; positive regulation of T cell proliferation; positive regulation of cytokine production.
AGGAGCACAUAGCUCAUUUGCCCCCUACUCUUCCAGACUCCUGCUGUGCUCCUGGCUCCUUCCUCAGCAGUUGCUGGCACUGCAGCUGAGAUGGAAGGACAGACAAAUGUAGAGCCGAGAAACAAAAACCAGAUGGAUCAUGAAAGGAAGCCUGCAGAGAAUGAGGGGAAGAGCUGGCAAAGAGGGCAGGUUAGGAACACGCUUCACCUUGUGUCUGCGACUGCUCAGUGGAUUUUACUUCUUGCCUGCUUGAUUUACCUUGCUAUAGGUUCUCUGCAGCCCUCAACGCCCUGGCAUCACCUUCACUUGGACAAACUGCCAUGGACCCACAUCCGGUACACAGGAGAAAGCAUCAAAGGAGUAGCCAUGAAUUUUAGUGCUCAUGUAGGCACUAUUCAGAUCAAAAAUGGUUCCAUCGUGAUCAGCUGUGAUGGCCUCUACUUAGUGUCCUUGAAGGGCUUUAUCUUUUUUGCCGACUUGGAAAAGGGGGACUUGCGGAAGCUGACACUGCAGAAGACAGGCAAGAGAACCAGCGAGCCCCUCUGGGAGCAAAUGGUACAGGAAAAGGUCAAUGCAGUAAAUCUCACCACGGUGCUCUUCUUGUUUGAGAAAGAUUACAUCACCCUGUGGAGCAGCUCCAGUGCCACCAUCAGCAAUUUGUCAUUUAGCCUUGUGCUACAAAGUCCCUUCAAUUGCUCUCAUCUUCAGUCAUAGAAGAUGAGAAGAUAUGAAAUGUAACAUAUAAAGUACAGCAUUUCCUACCAAUCUGUUUGCCUGUGGGAGGUUUAGUCUCACUGGCCGUACUUGUACAGGCAGACAGCUCUAGUCUCCCUCCUUAGGGCUGCAGAAAGCCUCAGCUGGAGUGCAGGUAAAUCACAGUGCAAACGGGGUUUAUAUAAUGCAUGCAGUGUUCAUCUCUUUGGAGCAACGUGCAGCUGUUUUGCUACCCAGGGUGGAUCUUUCUAGCUCUGGAGAAAAGACUAUGCAGAGCCCUUGAGAAGAACAAAAAUGAAAGCUGAAGAAAGUCACCUAAGCUUAGCUCAUAUUCAGAGAAACCCUGUGUUUCUGUUUACCUGACAGUAUCUGUAUAUAGUACAAAAGCACUGUACAUUUGCUAAAA